CCCACCCAUCCAUAGUUGUUCGCAAUCCAUUGCAAGAGUCAGUCAGUCACCCGACUCUCUCGCAAUUGAUCUUCUUCUGGUCUUUUCUUUCUUCCCUCUACUACGCAGCCAAUUCCUACCGAAACAUCCCUCUAUACCACCCUAUUCCUACCACCCGCCUACCCUCUCCCACGUACUACUUACACAUACAUUCAUACAUACACAAUGGCCCAAGAGACGACGCGCGACGGCUCCGACAGCCCCUCGGGCUCAGUCAGUCCCCCCAUUGCCAACGGCACCAACAACAAGAAGGACAAGAAGAGCAGCAAGAAGCGCGCCCACUCCAGCGGCGAGAGGCGAUCCAGCGUUAGCAAGCCCGCCCGCGACCCCUCGGACAAGCCCGAAGAGUCACCCUCCAAGAAGAAGAAGAGAAAGACCACCUCCUCCACCGCCGCCGCCGCCGUCCCCUCCACCAUCACCGAAGAAGUCUCCCCAUCCACCUCGGUGACCCGCUCCCCUUCGCCCGUCAUCGACUUUGACGGCCUAAGUCGCCCCUCCCGCGGCACCCGCGAGCGUCUGGAGGAAACCGAAGCCCAAAAGCAGGAGCGCCUCGACAAGAUGAAGGGCGCCGUCCGCACCCUGCUCGAAUGCAUCGGCGAGGACCCGGACCGCGAAGGUCUCCUCGCCACGCCCGAGCGCUACGCCAAGGCCAUGCUCUUCCUGACCAAGGGCUACCAGGAGAACGUGCGCGACAUUGUCAACGGGGCCAUCUUCCAGGAGGGCCACAACGAGAUGGUGAUUGUUAAGGACAUUGAGGUCUUUUCCAUGUGCGAGCACCACCUGGUUCCCUUCACAGGCAAGAUGCAUAUCGGGUACAUCCCCAGCAACGCGGUGAUUGGCAUUAGCAAGCUGCCGCGGAUUGCGGAGCUGUUUGCGCGCCGGCUGCAGAUCCAGGAGCGGUUGACCAAGGAGGUGGCGAAUGCCAUUAUGGAAAUCCUCAAGCCGCAGGGUGUUGCGGUCGUCAUGGAGAGUAGCCAUUUAUGCAUGGUCAUGAGAGGCGUUCAAAAGACGACGAGCAGUACCAUUACCAGCUGUGUGUUGGGCUGCUUUGAGUCGAGGGAGAAGACGAGGCUCGAGUUCUUGAGCUUGAUUGGCGUCAACCGUUAAGCUUGCUUUCCUAGAGAGCAGGUCGUGCUUCAUUCGGAUAUACCACCCUUAGUCGAGCGCGGCCUUGUUCCAGCUAGACACAAACAAAAGAGGAGG
Molecule: messenger RNA, 1242 nt
Organism: Neurospora hispaniola
Lineage: Eukaryota; Fungi; Ascomycota; Sordariomycetes; Sordariales; Sordariaceae
Product: putative GTP cyclohydrolase I
Exons: 1
Coding region: 205-1146 (313 amino acids)
Biological process (GO): tetrahydrofolate biosynthetic process; tetrahydrobiopterin biosynthetic process
Cellular component (GO): cytoplasm
Molecular function (GO): GTP binding; GTP cyclohydrolase I activity; zinc ion binding
Source: RefSeq, a predicted model, not a curated record